ACAGCCAGAUAGCUUAGCAUAAAGACUGGAAACAGGGCAAAACAGCAAGACUGUGCUUCGCUCCACCAGUUCCCCACUGUGCCGGCCUGGAGAGGAGUAAGGGAGCGGAAAGAGGAGCGAGAAGAGAGGAUUUGCUGAACCGAGGAGAGACAGACGGGGGAGAGGGACCAUGGCUGCUCUCUCUGCCUUGCUGAAGACCUGGGUGAUACUGCAGACCUUGUGCCUGGCUCUGGCCCAAGUGAGGGGUCCACCUGGACCUCAGGGCCAGCAAGGCCCACCAGGCCCCUCUGGCACUCCUGGGUCAGAUGGCAUUGAUGGAGACAAAGGACCUCCAGGCACCCCUGGUCCACCAGGGCUGAAAGGAGAGCCAGGAGAGCCAGGUCCUGACGGUCCGCCAGGAGAGAAUGGCAUUGAUGGUUUGAUUGGAGCGAAAGGUGAUCGAGGUCCCAUCGGGAGCCCUGGCCCAAAGGGUCAACCCGGUCCAAGUGGUGAGCCCGGACCUCCAGGGUCCGGUCUUCCAGGUCUGGCUGGCGCUCCAGGGCCAAUUGGUCUUCCUGGUGAAAUCGGGCCAAAUGGAGCAAAGGGUGUCAUGGGACCACCUGGACCUCCAGGGCUUCCUGGACCUCCUGGCAAGCCAGGUCCUCCAGGAAAGUUCAUUGGUGGAGAGGAAGGCAGUGCAGACUUCCAGUGUCCUCUUAACUGUCCAGCAGGACCUAAAGGUCCCCAAGGACUACAGGGAGUCAAGGGACACAAAGGACGUGCUGGUGUUCUUGGAGACCCUGGUAGCAUAGGAAAACCGGGCCCCAGGGGAGAAAUAGGCAUCUCUGGGGAACAAGGCAUCCCAGGACCUCCGGGUCCAAUGGGUCUCAGAGGUUAUCCAGGGAUGAUGGGUCCCAAAGGAGAGGCAGGCCCUCGUGGUUACAAGGGCAUCAACGGACCUGUAGGAAUUCCCGGUCCUCCUGGUGAGGAGGGACCUCAGGGACCACCCGGAGAGGCAGGAGACAAGGGAGACAAAGGCAGUCGAGGUAUCCAGGGCCCACAGGGUGCAGUUGGCAAAAAGGGAGAGAAUGGUCUGCCGGGUAUUGAUGGGAAAGAUGGCACACCUGGUAUUCCUGGAAUCAAGGGUGGCCCUGGGCAGGCUGGCAUGCCUGGUCCUCCUGGUCCUCAGGGAGCAGCAGGAUUACCUGGCAGCCCUGGGGCAAAGGGUGGAGCUGGAGCGAAGGGAGAACCUGGACCGAGGGGUCAUGUUGGCAUGGCAGGUGCCUCGGGACCUUUGGGUGAGCCUGGUCUUCCUGGUGAGCCUGGUAUGGAAGGAGUCCCUGGACCCAAGGGUGACAGAGGCCAGCGGGGAGAAGUUGGGCCACAGGGAGUCGUCGGCAAGCCUGGAAGCAAAGGAGAGAGAGGCCCCAUUGGUGUUCCAGGUGCCCAGGGUCUUAGUGGAACUAAAGGAGACAAGGGCUUCCAAGGAAAAGUUGGGUCAAAAGGGGACGUUGGUGACCCUGGCGUUGAGGGACUGGCUGGCGAGAAAGGUGAAAAGGGUUUGUCUGGUGAACCUGGGCCCAAAGGACAGCAAGGAAUUAGGGGGGACACUGGACACAAUGGACCCACUGGAGAUCCUGGUAAACCGGGAGACCUGGGACCACCAGGGCUACCUGGUCCUAGGGGUCUUAACGGAGAGCGAGGAGUACCUGGCAUGCCAGGCAUUCAGGGAUCACCAGGACGUGAUGCAUCUGACCAGCAUAUUAUCGAAGUGGUGUUGAAGAUGUUGCAGGAGAGGCUAGCAGCAGUGGCAGUGAGCGCCAAGAGGGCUGUGCUUGGUGGUGCAGGUGUAAUGGGACCUCCUGGGCCCCCUGGACCUCCAGGAGCACCUGGUCCUCAGGGGUUACAUGGCUUACCUGGUGCACGUGGCAUCCCAGGUAUCUUUGGAGCACCUGGGCAGAUUGGAAACACGGGGCUGAAAGGAAAGAGAGGCGCCAAGGGAGAGAGAGGCGAUCCAGGUAAACCUCACCCAGGACCACCAGGGCCCCCAGGAAUACAAGGUCCUCCUGGUGUUGAUGGUGUGGCUCGGGAUGGUAGGCCCGGCGAGAGAGGACCUCAGGGAUCAGCUGGAGAGGCUGGUCGCCCCGGUAAGGCAGGCUCGUCAGGUCUCCCAGGCUUCUGUGAGGCAGCGAUGUGUCUGGCAGCGUCAGCGUACACCUCACCGAGACUACAGGAGGCUGGAACGAUCAAAGGACCCAAUGUUUAGAGACCUGUUCCCGCAACACCUGGGAGAGAGGGGAGAGAAAGCAGGAGAGACGGCAAGAGACCACUCUUCUCAGUCGGAUAACAUCAAGAAUGAGAGGUGGGGGACAAUAUUAAUGUGGUGACUGGAUAUGUAGCCCCCCUCCCUCCUAGGACUGACAACCUGAAGUUUUUUACUGGUGGGGCAUCAUGAUCUUAAUCCCCCACAUCACCAUGACAACAGCAGCUCACGGCCACCCACAUCCCUCUGAAUUCUCUAGUGUUUUUUGGAUGAUGUCAGUGUCAGUCCCAUCCAAAUAUCCCAGCCCAGCUCCAACAGUGAAAGAGGAACAGAUUCAUCUUGCAUCUCCUUGUCUCCCACCAACACAGUAUCUGAGCUGAAAACCAAAUGUGAUGAAGGGUGCUACUCUUUUCAACCGUGGUCACUUUAAAUGGUUUUAUAUAUGCAAUAUUUUCUUUGAGAUGUGUUUUGAAGUUUAAAUGCCAUGUCUUCUCUUGCGACAUCACACCUGACGCCUUAAAAGUGUACAAAAAGGACCAAUAAAUGAUUGCAGCCUGAAUGUCCACUCAGUACUGUACUGUAUUGUAAAAUGUAGUCUUUUCAUUUGUAAGCUUGAGCGAAAUCCCUGAUUUACCUCAUGUGUACAUUGCCCCCCUCCCCUCCCAAUCCACCGCUUUCUACCCAAGUCUCAUUUUAGAAACUAACGACUAGCUUUAUCUCUUCCUCUUGUUGCCUGGCAACAGCAUAUCCCGAUGGGCACUCCCAUCUCCCACAAUGCAGUGCUGUAAAUCUUUGUAAAUGUGUGUUGAUUAUUAUGUAGAGAAAAAAGAAUGGGUUACGAUAUGCACCAACAAAAAUCCUGUGUUAAUGAAAUCGAUGAAUAAUAAGGAGUUCCUGCAGUAAUAAUGACUUUUUCUCAAAAUCAAUCAAUUAACAGUCCAAAUGUGCUUUCCAUGCCACUGUCAACUCUCCACAGGAUGUCAGCGAACUAAUGACUGAUUUAUUUUCAUCAAAAGAAGCUAUUUAUUGUUCUUUAUAUAGUCGUCUGUAAAAAGUUUUUUUUUUUCCUGGCUGUUCAGGUCUUCCCAAACCAAUAAAGAGGAACCUUUUGUAAAAUCCAA
Messenger RNA from Acanthochromis polyacanthus (spiny chromis), 3363 nucleotides. RefSeq names its product procollagen, type IX, alpha 2 (gene col9a2). The transcript is spliced from 33 exons. Bases 170 to 2245 code for a protein of 691 amino acids. The record is from RefSeq and is a predicted model, not a curated record. Lineage: Eukaryota; Metazoa; Chordata; Actinopteri; Pomacentridae.